UUUUCCUCCGUUCAAUGGUUUCACACUAUUUCAUACACACUGUAAAUAGUGUGAAAUGGGCUGGAUCGACUGACAAAGCUGGUGCCAUGGUGUGCGACAUCACGCACGAUUUCCACAAGCUGGCCAAGUGGAAGGCUGCGCCUCGACAAGAUAAGCAAGAUGCCAAUCAUCAGGUCACUAAUUUCAUGCAGGCGGCCAUGGAUAUUCUGCGCGACAUUCAAAAGAUUGCGGCGUUCUGGGAGGAAAAGAGGAGAGCGUACUUGAGCCCUUCGCACUUCCUACCGAGCAAAGCAACGGUGUUCACUGACUUGGAGCGCGAAGAGCUCGAAGACAGCUUGCUUGAUUCGUACAAGCUAUGCGAGCAGCGUCUGGACGAGCUCAAGAAUGCAGUGCUUUCCAUCCCCGUAACACCACAAGUGGCCAAAGUACAUUCGGAGAUCAUUCACUACCUGAUCGACCGCAUCAAACGCGGCAUCUCAUCGACAAAAGACCACCAGACGAAGCGCAUGAGUCGGCCCUUCUUUCUGUCUAAAAAACUCGUCCCCGACGGCAUCGAGUUCAAUCGAAGCACCAUCGUUUUGCCCAAAUCCAAGACUGCGCCAGUUCCGCUCACCACAGCAUUGCCCUCGUCCAGUGCGUCGCCACCGCAGCCUAGCAUCCCAGAUUCACCUUCUGCACGUCCUCUAGCACCACCAUCUCCUGCCCGUGGACAAACCUGUGUCGACGAACCAGCAACGACUUGGCCUGGCAUAUCAACCACCGCACCGCCGUUCGUGGAAUUAUCGUCGAAGAACGCACAAGACGACGCCAUGGUGUUCUCCGAGGCCGAGACGCGUCAAUUUCACGCCGAGAACGUUCAAUUGCAUCGUCAUUUCCACGAUGAAAUCGACGCCGCCAGACGCGUCGAGAAACAAGUCCACGACAUCCGAGACAUGAUGCAUCAAUUCGCGAAUGAAAUCGGCGGCCAGGCGGAAAAGAUGCACGUUGUGGCCAAGGAAGCCGACUUGGUGGCCGAGAAUGUCGGCCACGGGAACCAGUCGCUCAAGCAGGCGGCAGACUAUGGCCACGGCCUCGGCUUUCUCAUCUUUUGCUGCUACGUGGGGGCGUCCACCUUGCUCCUGUUCUUCCACUAUUAUUAACAUGGUCACUGCGUCCUUCGUUGCGGUCCAUGGGGCUUGGUCGUAUGCCACGUCUCCAACAUCCUGCGCUAUUAAAGUAUUCCUUGG
Messenger RNA from Aphanomyces invadans, 1226 nucleotides. RefSeq lists its product as hypothetical. NCBI's taxonomy places the organism in Eukaryota, Oomycota, Saprolegniomycetes, Saprolegniales, Verrucalvaceae. The transcript has 6 exons. The coding region runs from base 15 to 1139 and encodes 374 amino acids. The record is from RefSeq and is a predicted model, not a curated record. Gene Ontology annotation, biological process: retrograde vesicle-mediated transport, Golgi to endoplasmic reticulum. Gene Ontology annotation, cellular component: SNARE complex; endoplasmic reticulum.